GCCGCGCCAUGGCUGCCGCCCAGCCCAAGGCCCCUGUGGGGGCGGCCGCGGCCCGGCGCCUGGCCCGGGGCUGCUGGUCCGCGUUCUGGGACUACGAGACACCCAAGGUGAUCGUGGUGAGGAACCGGCGCCUGGGGGUCGUGUACCGCACGGUGCAGCUGCUCAUCCUGCUCUACUUCGUGUGGUACGUGUUCAUCGUGCAGAAGAGCUACCAGGACAGCGAGACCGGACCCGAGAGCUCCAUCAUUACCAAGGUCAAGGGCAUCACCACCUCGGAGCACAAAGUGUGGGACGUGGAGGAGUAUGUGAAGCCCCCCGAGGGGGGCAGCAUAUUCAGCAUCAUCACCAGGAUCGAGGUCACACCCUUCCAGACCCUGGGAAUCUGUCCGGAGAGCAUAAGGGUCCACAAUGCCAUCUGCCAUUCGGACAACGACUGUGUGGCUGGGGAGCUGGACAUGCUGGGCAACGGACUGCGAACUGGCAGAUGUGUACCCUAUUACCACGGGGCCUCCAAGACCUGCGAGGUGUCCGGUUGGUGCCCAGUGGAGGAUGGGGCCUCUGUCAGCCAAUUUCUGGGUACAAUGGCUCCCAAUUUUACCAUCCUCAUCAAGAACAGCAUCCACUACCCCAAAUUCCAGUUCUCCAAGGGCAACAUCGCAGGCCGCAAGGAUGACUACCUCAAACACUGCACUUUCGACUACGUCUCUGACCCUUACUGUCCCAUCUUCAAGCUGGGCUUCAUUGUGGAGCAGGCAGGGGAGAACUUCACGGAGCUUGCACACAGGGGUGGUGUCAUUGGGGCCAUCAUUAACUGGGACUGUGACCUGGACCUGUCUGCGUCAGAAUGUAACCCCAAGUACUCCUUCCGGAGGCUGGACCCCAAGCAAGUUCCUGCCUCCUCAGGCUACAACUUCAGGUUUGCCAAGUAUUACAAGAUAAAUGGCACUACCACCCGCACACUCAUCAAAGCCUACGGAAUCCGCAUCGAUGUCAUUGUGCACGGACAGGCAGGGAAGUUCAGCCUGAUUCCCACCAUCAUUAACCUGGCUACUGCUCUAACCUCCAUCGGGGUGGGAUCCUUCCUGUGUGACUGGAUCUUGCUGACAUUCAUGAACAAAAACAAGGUCUACAGUCACAAGAAAUUCGACAAGAUGGUGGAUGCCCCGGAUCAGCAUGCUGGACUGCCCACCUCUAGGCUGGCUCAGCAGGACUCCACACCUGCAGACCCCAGAGGCCUGGCCCAACUUUAG
Marmota flaviventris (yellow-bellied marmot) is the source of this 1250-nucleotide messenger RNA. RefSeq names its product purinergic receptor P2X 2 (gene P2rx2). Gene Ontology annotation, cellular component: plasma membrane; signaling receptor complex. The record is from RefSeq and is a predicted model, not a curated record. Gene Ontology annotation, molecular function: purinergic nucleotide receptor activity; extracellularly ATP-gated monoatomic cation channel activity; ATP binding. Gene Ontology annotation, biological process: response to ATP; calcium ion transmembrane transport. NCBI's taxonomy places the organism in Eukaryota, Metazoa, Chordata, Mammalia, Rodentia, Sciuridae.